This is a messenger RNA of Zeugodacus cucurbitae (melon fly), 8983 nucleotides long. It is a transcript of the gene Rint1, whose product is annotated as RINT1-like protein. The transcript is spliced from 14 exons. Gene Ontology annotation, cellular component: Dsl1/NZR complex. Bases 72 to 2246 code for a protein of 724 amino acids. NCBI's taxonomy places the organism in Eukaryota, Metazoa, Arthropoda, Insecta, Diptera, Tephritidae. Gene Ontology annotation, biological process: regulation of ER to Golgi vesicle-mediated transport; endoplasmic reticulum to Golgi vesicle-mediated transport; retrograde vesicle-mediated transport, Golgi to endoplasmic reticulum. The record is from RefSeq and is a predicted model, not a curated record.
AUUCAUGAAUGUUUUUUUUUCGUUUUUAUUUAUUUUAAUUACAUUUCGUAUUGGUGUAAAAAUAUUGAAAAAUGUGUAAUAAAGAUUUAAUUGAAGAGCGCAUAAUUGCAUUUUUGAAUAAAGAAAUUGGUAGUGAUUUCAAAAAUCUUCAUCGUGCUGCGGUAUUAGUAGACAAUUACAAAACAUCCAUAGAACACUUGAAGAAAAACUUAAAUCAUAAAACCGAAACAGAUGUAACAAGUAUCCAAUCUGCACUGCAUUCUCAACAUAAGGUUAAUGACAGUAUGGGAUUUCAGAAAGAAAAAUUGGCUAAAUUUGACAGUCUGUUAUCCCCAAAAAUUGAAAAAACGAAUGCAGCGCUUACGUACGUGAUUAAAGAUCUGGGGAAAGUACGUCAGCUUCAACAGUUGUCGCAUUAUUUAAAAAUAGUUCAAGAUAUUCAAGAAAUUAGCCAAUGUUUAAAUAAUGCAGUUAACGGAAGAGAUGAAGCGAAAAUGGUAAAUAUCUAUCUGACCCUCUUUGAAGAUAAGGAUUGUGAGAAUAGUGUAAUUGGACGUUUAUCCAAUAUUGAAUCACAUUACCUAAAAUUGUUCGCAAUGGAAACCGCUUCAUAUUGGCAUAAGAUUCUCAGUGAAAAGUUUGUAAGAGAAAUGGAGUCUAUUUUAAAAUCUAUGCGUUGGGGUUGUAAGGAAAAUAAUUCACUAAAUUGUUCAUCAUCUGGUGAGAAUAUUGCAAAAGCCAAGCUGUUAGCUGAAUAUUUGUAUCUAAUCAAAUGCCCUAUUGAAGAGGACGAACCACUGGAAGUCAUAACGCCUAGCAUUAUUUGUCAACCAAUUAGCACUGUUACAAAAUUGUUGCUGGCUCCAUAUCAAAUAAGGUUUCAAUAUCACUUUACUGGUGUACGCCAAACGAAUCGUCUGGACAAACCGGAAUGGUACUUUACGCAAAUAUUAAAUUGGAUCAAGGAGGCCCACAUCUUUGUUGGAAAGACUUUUCAACAAUCAGCAAUUAAAGCCGGUAUACUGGAUUACAAUAUACGCCUGGAAUUCAUUCGUGGCCUUGUGCAAAUGAUAAUAGAAAAACUUACAGUCGAUAUUGAGGCUAUUGGUAGGGAUGAACAAUUAUUUGCUCAUUUACUAGAUGAAACCUUAGCGUUUGAGGCAGAACUUCGGGGAAAUUUCGGAUAUCCCAGUAGUUUUCCAAGUGUAAUAUGCGUAAUAACUCAACCUGUAUACUUAUUGAAAUGGAUUUCGCUUGAAGAGCGUUUUUGUGCAGAAAAAAUGGACCUUAUAUUGCAUGGCGAUGAUCCUUGGACGAUUAUUGAUCCGACCUUUUACGAUAAGGAUUUGAAAAUUCCAAAAUGCGCUGAUCAAUUUAUACGUCUCCUUGAAGCCAUUAAAGAGAGAUAUAGUACACUUAUCCAACCAGGCCAACAAUUACAAUUUCUUUCGCUUCAAUUAGAACUGAUAGAAAAUUUCCGACAACGGCUUGUUCAACUCUUUAGCAGUGGAGAAGUUGGAAUUGAAUCAAUUUUGAACGCUAUUAACUACUUGGCGUUGGUGUUGAACGAAUGGGGCGAACAUGUUCAUUAUUUGCACUUACAUGCUGCGCUAGUAGGACGGAAUUCAAAUGAAAUUCACUCAGUAUUUGAUCAACCAGUGAGUGAACUAGAACAUUGGACAAAGAAACUUGUUGAAAGCUUGGCAACAAAGGCGGUAAAUGAAAUAAAAGCAAAAUCGAUGGCAUAUCGACAUGACUGUUGGGCUAGUAUACCAGAUCAGAAUUGCAAAGAGCCAUUUAUAUUAUCUACUAGUGCAGGAGAAAUGUUCCAGGUAAUGGUGACGACACUUCACAAUAUGGAGCGUGAUCUAUCUUUAAGCAUAUUUAACCUUACACUGCGUCUAGUAGCAAACCUUAUAGACGAAUUUCUCUACUACAGUCUUGUUAUGAAUAACAAGUUUACACCAGCAGGGGCAGCACAAUUUAAUUUCGACAUGACUCGAAAUCUGUUUCCACUAUUUGGACAAUAUUGCCGUCGACCAGAUUUACUCUUUAAGAAAAUUCACGAUUCGAACAAGUUGCUGAACGCCGCUCGUGGUACUGCACUUUUGUUACACGAAGAGCUAAAAACUGAAAAGAAUAUCGAGCAAAAGAUGAACGCUCUUAAAGAGUUGGGUAUUGUUAAUUUCAAGUAUCAAACAUGUAUAAAUAUUCUAGAACGCAGAACCGACUUAAAAGUUUUAUAAUAAAAAAAUUUAAAUCCAGUGCAAAAUUAAAAUCUUGUCUACGAUGGGGGAUAUUGUAAUAAAAUGGAAAGGGAAAGUACUGCGAAUUUCAGCUCUUUUUCUCAUUGCUUCAAUUCUGACACUAUCUUUUUAGUUUUUUUGCCUCAUUCGCCCCUAUUCCCGUUGUCGUUAUCGUUUUAAAACGAAAUAAUAAUGUAUCUGAGAGAUUUAACGAUAUUUUCGGUUAAAAUUUACCCUUAGGCGCUGAGUUCAAUAUGUUCGAUAUCUGGGACCUUGAAAAGUUAUAGUCCUUUUUCGAAAUUUUUUUCACAAGUGAUAUGCACUAUUUGUGUAAAGUUUUAUUCCGCUAUCUUCAUUGGUUCCUUAUGUAUACAUUAUAAAGUGAAGGAAUUAGGUGGAAUUCAAAAUGGAGUUAUAAGGAAAGUUGUAGUGGUUGUGAACCGAUUUCGCCCAUUUUUUAUCCGUGUUAACAGGGUGUCAAGAAAAUAUUAUAUACCGAAUUUCAUUGAAAUCUGUCGAGUAGUUCCUGAGAUAUUGUUUUUGACCCAUAAGUGGGCGAUGCCAUGCCCAUUUUUCAUUUUGUAAAAAAAUGCGAGGAAGCUUCCUUCUGCUAUUUCUUCUGUAAAUUUUAGUGUUUCUGACGUUUUUCGUUAGUGAGUUAACUCAUUUUUAGUAAUUUUCAAUCUAACCUUUGUAUGGGAGGUGGGCGUGGUUAUUAUCCGAUUUCAACUAUUUUCAUGGUGUGUGGUGGGGUACGUAAGAGAACCUACUGCAGAAAGUUUUAUUUAUAUAGCUUCAUAGGUUUGCGAGAUAUAUACAAAUAACGGAUUCCAAAGAAAUUACAUCCACACAUGCCCCUUCCUAGUGCGAUCCUUUAUUCCACAUUUUACCUUUAUAACUUUAUUUAUGGCUUAGUUAUGACACUUUAUAAGAUUUUGGUUUUCGCCAUUUUGUGGGCAUAUCAAUGGACCGAUUUGGCCCAUUUUUGAAAGCAACCUCUUCAGGGUGCCAAGGAAUGCGUGUUCCAAGUUUCGUUAAGAUAUCUUUUUUUUACGGGAUCCUUUUUACGGCCAGAUGCUCAUGCAAUAUCGAAAGUAUGCUGGGAGAAAUGCAUAGGCAUGCCUCUAUCUGAAGGUAUGCUACAUGACGGUCUUGCAUUAUCAGUUUACGUACGGCAUCGAUGUUUUCUGGCACAACGGCUGUUUUUGGACGACCUUCACGGAAUUCGUCUUUGAGCGAGCGUCAGCCACGAUUGAAUUCGUUGUACCAUUUUUUCACAGUGCUAUAGAAUGGUGCUUCAUAGCCAUACAAAGUUCAUCGAUGCACUCUUGUUCACGAGUUAAUUCCAUUUUUUGGCCGACAUGAAUUUUUGAAUUCCCUGUAAAUAAAACAAUUCACGAUUAAAUGACAAAACAUUCUGAGUGAUGUUAUGCUAAAAAAUGUCCAACUUUCCAAUGGAAAUGUCAGAUUGCACCUGGCAACACUUAGUGUUGCCUAGGCCAGAAAUAUAUAUAGCAGCCCUCGUAGUUAAAUCACUGCUCUGCAGCAUAUAUAAAGUUUAAAUAAUUGAACCACGCAUUUUUAAAUAAGUAAAACAUUAAACAUAAGUUGCGUAGCAUUGCCAUGGAAUUAAAGAGGGUGAAGCAGUAAUACUUCAUCUCACUGUCAAUUGAAAGCACGCAAUAAAACCUACGCCAACAAUGGUAAACAUCAAACGCGAAACCAUUGAAUACAUAUUUCAAACCUCAUACGGCGCGUUAAAGGAACUCUCGAAGGGAUGGAAAUAUGCAUUUGGGAGUGCAACAAGCAGGUGAAGAAUUGGAAUGACAUGGUUUAAGUGAUUUUGUAACCGUUUAUCAUCGCGACGUGUGUCAACUGGGUUUUGCCAAUGAGCUAAAGGGGAAAGCAGUUGCAAUAUUUUUAGACUUACCGGCACCUCAGUUAGCCGUACCAUUAGCAGCUAAAACAUAGAAAUCAGAGGAAUCGUAACGUUGUUGUAUCGCUUUAAAAGAAUAUGGAUUCACCGAAAUUAGUUCAAUAGAAAUACUACAGCAAGAGCAUGAUGUUAAGACUAGAACAUUGCCCGUUCUAGAUUUUGAUUCCUGAAGCAUAAGAAACUCUCCUCCCAGAAAUUGGAUGAUUCUAGUACUAGUGAAAUUGAUGAAAGAACAGAUCCUACAAAACUCCCACUGCAGACGGUUCCACAACUCCCACUGUUAACGGUUCUGCAACUCCCACUGCAGCCGGUUCCAUGUUACCGGAGUUGACCCGGAUUUUAUAUGUCCUUUCAUUUCGACGAUCUAACCGUGUAGGAAUCGGUAAGUACUAAAUCUAGUUGUACGUCAUUGAAGCAACGCCUUGCAGCACGGUUGAUCCUCAUCAUCUUACUCCUGGCUGGCAUCGAGUCCAACCCAGGACCUGAGGUAUUUUUCUGCUUCGUAUGCGCUAAGAGGCUCCAUCCAAAUUCCACCUCGGUUAGGUAUAACUCAUGCAAAGGAUGGAGCCAUAUUAAGACCUGUUUAGGCCUUAAGACUCAUAGGGAGUGGACCACACGUUAUCUUACCCCAUGCUGUCAACGCAAUACUGCGACUGUUGCCACUACGCCACCCCCAGGGAGUGGCCAACUUAAGGCCACCAGGAACUUAACUAGGCAGUAUGACUCCCAGUCCAAUCCCCCCAACCUUCAUCCUGCUCCAAUCCCCGUGCGAGGACCUCAAGGCAACUUCUGGUCCCUGGCACAGUCUGUUCCGUGUAUCAGCCCAUAAUACGUCGGAACGUGACCACAGUCAAGUGCAAUUCCUGCACUGGCUGGUGUAAUUUUCCGACGUGCUCCGGCCUGCGCACCUCACGUGAGUGGAGUGUAUCGUACGUUGCCCCAUGCUGUAAUAGGAGUCUGCCCCCGCAACAAACAACAUCGGAGUCGCCAAACAACACCGAAGUGCGACAUUUUCCUUUGCGGGUAACACAGCUGUAACAACCUCCACCUGUCCGCCACUCCCUCACUCCCAGGGUCACGGCAACAACACCACGACACACCCGACUCUUACAAUUCAACUGCAAAGAACUCCAGAUCAAGAUCGAGGAGAUGGUGGAUUUUAUGAGCCGGGAAGGCGUAUCAAUAGCUGCGGUCCAAGAAACCAAUCUAAACAGCCACUCAGAUAUUCUGAGUUGUGCAGGCUUCAACGUUUUACAUGAAGAUCUGAAGUGAUAAAGUGGUGGAGUCUUAGCAUUCAUACUACACAACACCGUGCAAUAUCGGUUUAUCGAAGGUGACAUCGAUAGGGAUGCAAACAUCGUGAAAUGAAACAUCGAUGGCUCGAUGUUUCUUCAAAACCCAUCGAAAUCAAAAACAUCGGAAAAGAAAGCAUUUCUUUUAGCCAUAGCAUCUUUAAAAUGCAGUAAUUUGAAUCUCUGAUCUAAAGCAGUAGCCUACGCCAGAAUUAAAUUGCAUAAAUAAAUCAUAAAAGUAACCGCAGUAUUGUCCAAGCGGACAUUCCCUUAACGAAUUCUACGUAUUUUACAAAAAUCGAAUUCCAAUGUAAUAAAGCGUAUCCAAAUAGAGGGUGUGAGAAGUGUGAAGGGGUGAAGUAAAAUUUUUAUAUAAAACAUCGUUGAAAGUGACAUCGAUGCAUCGACGUUUGUAGAUUCGAGACAUCGAUGGCUAAAAUCGAUGCUUUUUGACGAAAACAUCGUUGUUUCAAACACAUCGAUACAUCGUUUGCAUCCCUAGACAUCGACCGCAGGCACACUAUCCUAGAAUGCCAAGGUAUAGCUGUCCAGUCAGGCGAUGUCGAGGUCGAAAUAUUUAAUACAUGCAUCCCCCAGUUACAAGUUGCCCAACAGGAUAUCACCCGAAUAUUAGUGCGCUACUUCGUGGUGAAAACCGAUCGAUGCUAGGCGACUUUAACACGCACCACGAUCUUUGGCAUUCUUGUCUGUCAAGUGAUCGGAGAAAGAUAGAGCUGGCAGAACAGAUAGACGAUUCGACAUUCUGCACAAUGAAUGACGAAGCCCCCACCAGAAUUAUGGGCACCUGUAAUAGCUCGACUGAUAUUACAAUCGCUUGCGGGGGUCUGAUAAAUACCUUAACCUGACGACCUAUGCUAACUCUCGCAUCAGACCAUCUUUGUCUGGAUCGGAAAACCUCUUGACUUUAUAUCUGUGGUAUCCGUAACUUCAAAAAAAGAUAUGUGGGUCGGCUUCACAGAAUUUACCGAUAACACCUUCAAACAAUGCCCAUUCAUACAGACAUAACCGUUGGCGAACGUCAAUUCCGAAAGGUGAAUACCGCUGCUACUGCUCGUUUCAUACCCGGAUGCCGGAAGAAUUGCAAAUAUGCGCCCGAAUUUCCCGGCUGAAGCGGCAGUUUUAGCAAAUGAGCGUAACUCCUUACGCCAGGUCGAUCCCUGUGAUCCCCGCAUAAGGGAUCUCAAUUUGGAGAUUCGACAACUAGUAAACAACUAUAAGCGGACGAAAUGGGUAUUGCACUUGAAGUCCUGCAAUCUUUCUACUGGAGUCUGGGCAACCGUCAAAUCCUUGUCAAACCCGAGGAGACGUGACGACCGGGUUGAAAUUCAAUUCGGUAGCCAUGCCUCCUCCGACCCGGAGUGGUGCGCGAGCUAUUUUAGCAGAAAAUUUAUACUGCACCCCCCGGUUGACAAUGCUAAAAGACGUGUCACCAGACGGCUGCGCAAAAUGCGAAACAACUGCGCGCCACUUGUUUUCACCAGUGGGGAGAUUCAGGAUGUCAUCAGGAAGAGUAAGUCCUCCAAAGCCAUCGGCCCAGACGGAAUCAAUUCUCUGAUGUUAAAACCUAGGUUCAACGGGAGUAGAAUAUCUCACCAAGGUACUCAAUUUGUCGGUAACCACUCUUAAAAUACCCGAUAUGUGGAAAAUCGGAAGAGUUGUUCCACUACUGAGACUUAGGAAACCCGCCAACCAAAGGGAGUCUUAUCGCCCGAUAACUUUCCUUUCCCCAGUAGUGAAAACACUUGAGGCCAUGCUGUUCCUCCAUGUUGACGAAGGAAUACAGACUACAUCUUAAUAUUCACGUCGAUUGCGCACCAAUACCGACUGUGAAUAAUCCCAAGAUUUUGGGUGUCACAUUUGACAAUCUGCACUCCUUCACUCCACACACGACCGUGAUAAUCACUAAAGUACAGAGCCGCAACAAAAUUCUCAAGUCGCUAGGCAGUGGCACUUGGGGAAAGGAUAAAGAAACGUUACUUACAAGGCUAUCGGCCGGCCGAUCGUAAAUUACGCAACACCGGUAUGGUCGCUUGGAUGCAGCAGCACACAGCAAUGGAAGAUACAGAACACCGUAUGCCGGUCAGCAACAGGAUGCCUCUUGAUGUCAACCGAAGCACAUUUGUAAAAACAAUGUAAUGAAGUGUUAGUGUAUAAUAAGAGCAUUAUAUAAAUUAAAAGUUAACUAAUAAUCGAAAAAUCGCCACCUAAAAUUUUCAACUUAAAAUGCGAAUAUUUCGAAAACUAUAAGUUUAUAUUCGUAAUCUGGAGAUCCUCCUAUAUCCAACCAUCCCUAUUUCAGCCCUGAAAUCGGAGAAUACCGUAUUAAAGUUUCCCCAAUUAUUGAACCACACAUUUUUAAAUAAAUAAAACGAAAAAUAUGAGUUUUCUAAAGCUAAAAGAUGGAAUUGAAGACUGUAAAUGCGAUGUACGCAAAAAGGAUGAAACCAGGGAAUAUGUAAAUAAUUGUUAAAUAGAAUAUCUUGCCUUAAAUUCUAAUUAAUUUUCCAUACAGAUAUUUCAAACCUCAUACGGCGCGUUAAAGUUUCGCAACCUAGUUGGUGUCACUUAUGGUAGCAGCGUAGAACUCUUGAAGGGAUAGGAAUAUGUGCUGCAAGCAAAUCCAGAAUUAUGGACGCAAACCCUGCUACAUCGAACACAAAUCAUUUACACACCAGAUAUUAGGUUGAAUGUCACAUUUUUGCGUGCAAUUAAACCAAUAUGUCAACACAUACACGUGAAUAAUUGGAACGAUAUUGUUUAGGUGCUUUUGUAACCCCUUAUUUUUUGACUUACCGGCACCUCAGUUGGCCGUACCCCUAGCAGCUAAAACACAGAAAUCAGAGGAUAAAUUUAAGUGAAUGUUUGUGAUCAUAAAAAUUUAAAAACUUCUUGUAUGUUUAUUUAGGAGGACCUUUUUGAUUCAUUUUCACCUUGUAUUGAGGGAUCAUAACGUUGUAGCAUUGCUUUACAUGGAUUAACCGAAAUUAGUUCAAUGGAAUUACUACAGCAAGAGUAUGGAUGUUAGACUAGAACGUCGCCCAUGCUAGAUUUAGAAUUUCUGAAGCAUAAGAAACCAUCUUCCCAGAAAUUGGAUGAUUCUAGUACUAGUGAAAUUGAUGAAAGAACAGAUCCUACAAAAACUCCUAAAGAAACCAAAAAAGUCCUCAACUCAAAAAAGUGUUCAACUAUUUAAUACUAUUGUGACGAACAUGUAUGCUAGAAUAAACUAGAAUCAACAACGAAAUCGAUAACUUGCCAGAUUUAUCCAGACAUCGAUAUUCGUAGUUGCCAGACUGUUCGAGUGACGAUAACUUGCUAACAAUCGGGUAUAUAAGGGCUGCCGGACUGGCAGCAACACACAAUUCUAAUCAGAGAGUUGUCGAGUAAAGUGCACGAAAUUAGAAGUAAGAAGUUGUAAACUUUUACAACAACUAAUAAAGUGUUAAGUUUGUUAAAUUAGAAAUAAAGAUAAGUGUAUAACCAUUAAA